Molecule: messenger RNA, 252 nt
Organism: Monoraphidium neglectum
Lineage: Eukaryota; Viridiplantae; Chlorophyta; Chlorophyceae; Sphaeropleales; Selenastraceae
Exons: 1
Source: RefSeq, a predicted model, not a curated record
ACCAAGACCUUGGUCAGUGCCCUGGAGAAGGUGGGCGCGGCGGCCGACCGCAAGGUCCUCCUCAUCCUCGACAACUGGGACGAGUCCGUCGUCCGCGCGGGCCGCAACGUGGAGAAGCUCUCCAUCAACACCGCGGACAGGCUGCAGGUGUUCGACGUGCUCAACGCCGACGUCCUCGUGUUCGAGAAGGCUGCGAUCGCCAAGGUCAAGGAGCUCUACGCGCCCUCCGCCCCCGCCGCGUCCGACGCCUGA